CAGACUCCAUUUUAAUCCCCAAAAUCCCAAUUCCGAAUUCAAAAGCAAGUAAAACUUAUCUUACUCAAUCGAUCAACAAUGGCGACAGAUCCAAUUAACACCGAAUCCAACAAAUCGAAGCCGUCACAGUACCUCCAGAACCCCGACGAGAUCGAGAAGGUGUUCAAUCUAUUCGACGCCAACGGCGACGGCAAGAUCUCCGUCGCGGAGCUCGGCGAGGCGCUCAAAGCCCAAGGCACAACGGUUACGCCCAAGGAUCUCCAGCGCGUGAUAGAGGAUCUCGAUUCCGACCGCGACGGCUUCAUUUCGGUGAAGGAAUUCGGCGCCUUCUGCAGCCAGGGCUCCGACGAUGGCGGUUCCGCCGAGCUCCGCGACGCCUUCGAUCUCUACGAUGUGGACAAGAACGGCCUCAUUUCCGCUGAGGAGCUCCACAAAGUCCUCAACCGCCUCGGCAUGAAAUGCUCCCCCGAAGACUGCCACCGCAUGAUCAUCUCUGUCGACUCCGACGGCGACGGCAACGUCAACUUCGCUGAGUUCGAAAAGAUGAUGACUAACACCAUCGCCAGCAACCGCAACGGCAACGAUGCUUGAUUCGCGAGAUCGACGGCGGAUCGAUGAUGAGCGCGUCAAUGUACGCGCCGUUUCCUCUUAAAGCCUUUCUAAAUCUAAAUGGUUAGCUUUUUUUUUUUUUUUUUUUUUUUUUAAGGAAAUAAUGUUAGUAAAAUGGUUGAAUUAGGGCAAGUUGAUAUGGAUGUUGAUAGGAUAUAUAUGUUUUUAUUUCUCUGGUGCUUUUGUUAGAAGCUGAAUUGACAAGUACUUCUAAAUCUAAGAUAUUCCGAGAAAAUGAUUUCCGUUUGAAUUUUCUCUGUCAAAUAUCUAGAUUCGCGCUUUCUCGUUGGUAAUCACAUUUGAGGAAUAUGUUCCUGUGGCUCAAUUUCUGAGAAAACGAUUCUUUUCUUGUCAA
Molecule: messenger RNA, 964 nt
Organism: Morus notabilis
Lineage: Eukaryota; Viridiplantae; Streptophyta; Magnoliopsida; Rosales; Moraceae
Product: probable calcium-binding protein CML27
Exons: 1
Coding region: 79-591 (170 amino acids)
Molecular function (GO): calcium ion binding
Source: RefSeq, a predicted model, not a curated record